AUGGGGGGCGGCUGCGAGAACAGCAGCGCGCUGAGGGUGGAGGGCGAGGCGUGGGCGGGGUCCCCGUGCGACGAGCGCCUCUGCAGCUCCCUGCCGCUGCCCGCGCUCAUCCCGGUCACCGCCGUGUGCCUCGGCCUCUUCGUGGUGGGGGUGGCGGGGAACGUGCUGACCGUGCUGAUCCUGCGGCGCUGCCGGGAGCUGAAGACCACCACCAACCUGUACCUGGGCAGCAUGGCCGUGUCCGACCUGCUCAUCCUGCUGGGGCUGCCCUUCGACCUCUACCGCCUCUGGCGCUCCCGGCCCUGGAUCUUUGGCCAGCUGCUCUGCCGCCUCUCCUACUACCUGAGCGAGGCCUGCACCUACUGCACCAUCCUGCACAUCACGGCGCUCACCGUGGAGCGCUACCUGGCCAUCUGCUUCCCGCUCAAGGCCAAGGUGGUGAUCACCAAGCGCCGGGUCAAAGCGGUGAUCGGGGCCCUGUGGGCCUUCGCCCUGCUCUCGGCCGGGCCCUUCUUCUUCCUGGUGGGCGUGGAGCAGCGGGACAACCAGACCGACUUCAGCCGCGAGUGCCGGCUCACGCCGCUGGCCACCGAGUCCGGCCUGCUGGGCAUCAUGUUGUGGGUCACCACCAGUUACUUCAUCCUGCCCGUCCUCUGCCUCAACGUGCUCUACGGCCUCAUCGGCAGGGCGCUGUGGAGGAGCAAGGUCCGGCCCCAGGGCCCCAACGCAGCCCUCAGGGAGAAGGGGCACAGACAGACCAUCAGGAUCCUGGCUGUGGUGGUUCUGGCGUUUAUAAUUUGCUGGUUGCCAUUCCAUGUGGGCAGGAUCAUAUUUAUAAACACUCAGGAUACCAGCAUGAUGCUUUUCUCCCAGUACUUUAAUAUAUUCGCUUUGCAGCUUUUCUAUCUGAGCGCAUCCAUCAACCCAAUCCUCUACAACCUCAUUUCAAAGAAAUACAGGGCAGCUGUCUACAAACUCCUGCUCCCACGCAGAUCUGGAGAAAGGGCUUUCAGUGCUACCCGAGAUACUGGUGGCUACACUGAGACCAGCACUAGCAUAAAAAAAGAGUACAUAACCCCCUUCUGAGACUGCUUCAUGGAUGGACUUCUAGAGAGAUAAUCUAUAAAGGAAGGGCAGUUAAUUCUAGCAGUAUAGUCAUAAAAGACUAGAUUUUUGUUUUGCUAUUUGUGGAGUUUUAUAAUUCUUUGUAUUUUUUCUUAAUACUUGUAUUGUUCUGUUAAUAGAGAAAAUGAAUAGGCAACUUAGAACUGUGAGACUGGCAUAGAACUAGUGAAAGGCAACAAAAUAGCAAAGGGCAAGGUGAUGUCAAUUACCUAGAAACCCCAUUGUUAACUUAUUACAUGUCAAUCAGUAAAAACUGCUAUGUAAAAGUGUGUGAGAGACAGUGCCAAAUAUUAAGGUUGUUCUGUUUGGGUUUGCUAGCCAAGGAACCUCCAAGAGCGCCUUUGCCCUUUUGAAAUUGAUUUCUCAUUAACAAGAUCUUACAAACUAUAAGAAUCAUAGAAUAUCAGGGUUGGAAGGGACCUCAGGAGGUCAUCUAGUCCAAUCCCCUGCUCAAAAAAGGACCAAUUCCCAACUAAAUCAUCCCAGCCAGGGCUUUAUCAAGCCUGACCUUAAAAACCUCUAAGGAAGGAGAUUCCACCACCUCCCUAGGUAACCCAUUCCAGUGCUUCACCACCCUCCUAGUGAAAAAGUUUUUCCUAAUAUCCAACCUAAAUCUCCCCCACUGCAACUUGAGACCAUUGGUCCUUGUUCUGUCAUCUGGUACCAUUGAGAACAGUCUAGAUCCAUCCUCUUUGGAAUCCCCUUUCAGGUAGUUGAAAGCAGCUAUCAAAUCCCCCCUCAUUCUUCUCUCCUGCAGACUAAACAAUCCCAGUUCCCUCAGCCUCACCUCAUAAGUCAUGUGCUCCAGCCCCCUAAACAUUUUUGUUGCCCUCCACUGGACUCUUUCCAAUUUUUCCACAUCCCUCUUGUAGUGUGGGGCCCAAAACUGGACACAGUACUCCAGAUGAGGCCCCACCAAUGUCGAAUAGAGGGGAAUGAUCACGUCCCUCGAUCUGCUGGCAAUGCCUCUACUUAUACAGCCCAAAAUGCCGUUAGCCUUCUUGGCAACAAGGGCACACUGUUGACUCAUAUCCAGCUUCCCAUCCACUGUAACUCCUAGGCCCAACUGCAAAGAGGUCUGUGCAGGUGCAGGGGUCCAUCUAUAUGAGUGUCCUGCAAGAUUGGAGGUUGAUUUUAGGGUUUAAUUGUGCAAACAUGAGUAAUUUUACUCACAUGAAUAGCGUCACCAAGCUCCCCCCAAGUAAAUUUUCUCAUGUGCAUGCUUGUUUCCAGGAUCAGUCCCUUACAUAUGACCUGUACAAUUUAAUGGUCUCUAAUUUAUAUAAUAUGGACCAAUCCUCUGUAAUAAUUUUAAUAGCAGUGUUGUUCCUUAUUAAAUAUAUGCAUUUAUUAGCUCACAUUAGGUUAACUUUCUAGUUGAGACCGAGACCACAAAUUUUAAACCCAGACUAAAACUAGAUGAUUUAGUGAGGAAUGUGGUGGUGUCAGGCAGAGCUGUAGGAAGACAAGGUAUCGUUAUCUACAGAGAGUCAAAGCAUAUUGCUCAUACAUGAAGAGCCAAAUUUUUCUUUGAGCUACAUUGAUGUAAAUCUGGAACAACUCGAUUGAAACCAAUGGAGCUAAGCUGCAUUCACAUCAGCGUAAUUGAUCACAUGGCUACACUUUAAUUUUACUUGUGUUUUAACACGUUAGUUAACCCAUGUUAACUACCGUGGUUGUGUAUCCUUAGUGUAGUAACAUGUGUGUCCUGUCUACACUAAUGUUUACAAUGGUACGAGUGGACAUGUUAAAAUAUGACUAAAAAAUUCCAG
Molecule: messenger RNA, 2897 nt
Organism: Malaclemys terrapin pileata
Lineage: Eukaryota; Metazoa; Chordata; Testudines; Emydidae
Gene: MLNR
Product: motilin receptor
Exons: 2
Coding region: 1-1086 (361 amino acids)
Biological process (GO): G protein-coupled receptor signaling pathway
Cellular component (GO): plasma membrane
Molecular function (GO): G protein-coupled peptide receptor activity
Source: RefSeq, a predicted model, not a curated record